Messenger RNA from Oryza brachyantha (malo sina), 3342 nucleotides. RefSeq names its product alpha-mannosidase-like. Gene Ontology annotation, biological process: mannose metabolic process. Gene Ontology annotation, molecular function: carbohydrate binding; alpha-mannosidase activity. NCBI's taxonomy places the organism in Eukaryota, Viridiplantae, Streptophyta, Magnoliopsida, Poales, Poaceae. Bases 140 to 3130 code for a protein of 996 amino acids. The record is from RefSeq and is a predicted model, not a curated record. The transcript is spliced from 29 exons.
GUGGGCCGGCUGCGCCUGGAGCUUGCGGCCACCCCACCGGCUGCCUCCCCGUGAUCCUCCUCCUCGUGGAAACCACCACGUCCUCUUUUUCCUCAUCCGGUAAGUAGUGCUAGCUCGCUCUUCCACCGCAAGAAGAGACAUGGCGGCGGUGGCGGUGGCGGUGGCGGUGUUUGGGGUGCUUUUUAUGGGGGCGGAGGCGUACGUGGGAUACAACACGAGCGGCGGGACGGUGGCCGGGAAGCUGAACGUGCACCUGGUGCCGCACUCCCACGACGACGUCGGGUGGCUCAAGACCGUCGACCAGUACUUCGUCGGCUCCAACAACUCCAUCCAGGGCGCGUGCGUGAUGAACACGCUCGACUCCGUGGUGGACGCGCUCGUCCGGGACCCCGGCCGCAAGUUCGUCUUCGUGGAGCAGGCUUUCUUCCAAAGAUGGUGGGCUGAGAAAAGCCCAACGAUCCAGGCCAUAGUCCGCAAGCUAGUUGAUUCUGGUCAGCUAGAGUUCAUAAAUGGUGGGUGGUGUAUGCAUGAUGAAGCUGCCGUCCAUUAUAUCGACAUGAUUGAUCAGACCACACUUGGUCAUCGGAUGAUCAAGAAGCAAUUUAACAAGAUCCCAAGAGCUGGCUGGCAAAUUGACCCUUUUGGUCAUUCUGCAGUUCAAGGUUAUCUGCUUGGGGCAGAGCUUGGUUUCGAUUCUAUGCACUUUGCGAGAAUUGAUUACCAAGAUAGGGCAAAGCGAAAAGGAGACAAAGGACUUGAGGUUAUAUGGCGCGGCUCAAGAACAUUUGGUUCAUCUGCUCAGAUCUUCACAAAUGCAUUUCCUGUCCACUAUAGCCCUCCGAAUGGCUUUGGCUUUGAAGUUUUGGAUGAUUUUGUACCUGUACAGGAUGACAUGUUGCUGUUUGACUAUAAUGUUGAACAACGUGUGAAUGAUUUUGUUUUUGCAGCCAUAAAACAGGCAAAUGUUACGCGCACAAACCACAUAAUGUGGACAAUGGGAGAUGAUUUUAAUUACCAGUAUGCUGAAUCUUGGUUCCGGAACAUGGACAGGCUUAUCCAUUAUGUGAACAAGGAUGGCCGUGUGCAUGCACUGUAUUCCACUCCAUCUAUUUACACAGAUGCAAAACAUGCAUCAAACGAAUCAUGGCCACUCAAAUACGAUGAUUAUUUCCCAUAUGCUGAUUCAACAAAUGCUUACUGGACUGGAUACUUUACAAGCCGUCCAACAUUCAAGCGAUAUGUUCGAAUGAUAAGUGGAUAUUACCUGGCUGCACGUCAAUUAGAAUUUCUGGUGGGAAGAAGUUCCUUAGGAUUGUUCACUUCUAGCUUGGAAGAUCCACUGGGAAUCGCCCAACAUCAUGAUGCAGUCUCAGGAACGGCAAAACAACACACGACUGAUGACUAUUCAAAACGCCUUGCACUUGGGGCGUCUCAGGUUGAGAAAGGUGUUAAUACUGCUCUAACCUGUCUGACAAGUUCCAAAGGAACAUGUAUGUCUCCAGCAAUGAAAUUUAGUCAGUGCCAACUGCUCAAUAUUAGCUACUGCCCUUCAACUGAAGAAGAAAUUUCAGCAGCAAAGAGUUUAGUUGUUGUUGUUUAUAAUCCUCUUGGAUGGGAACGCAGUGACUUCAUAAGAGUUCCAGUCAAUGAUGCUCACUUAGUUGUGAAAACCUCUGAUGGAACUUCUCUGGAGUCACAACUAGUUGAGGUUGAUAACGUGACAGCAAAUUUAAGGAAGUUAUACGUGAAGGCUUAUCUUGGAAUCACGUCAGACAAAGCCCCAAAGUAUUGGCUAGUUUUUCAAGCUUCUGUACCACCCAUGGGAUGGAAUACCUACUUCAUUUCAAAAUCAACUGGGACAGGACAUGUCUCAACCAUGGUUUCUCCAAGUAAUGAAACAAUACAAGUUGGACAAGGGCCUCUGAAGAUGUCCUUUUCAUCAACAUCUGGACAACUCAAGAGGAUGUUCAAUUCUAUCUCUGGAGUGGAUUUGCCAAUUCAACAGAGUUUUCUUUGGUAUGGUUCAAGCACGGGAGAUUCUGCGGAUUCACAGGCGUCUGGAGCCUAUAUUUUCAGACCAAAUGGGGCUACACCGACUAUAGUUUCAAGAACGGUACCGUUGAAAGUUAUCCAUGGACCUCUUGUUGACGAAGUCCAUCAACAAUUCAGUUCUUGGAUUUAUCAGGUCACAAGACUCUACAAGGAUAAAGAGCAUGCCGAAGUUGAAUAUACUAUUGGACCAAUACCUGUUGAUGAUGACAUAGGAAAGGAGGUUGUCACCAGACUGACAGCAAAUAUGGUCACAAACAGUACAUUUUACACAGAUUCUAAUGGAAAGGAUUUCAUCAAAAGGGUGAGAAACCACAGGGAUGAUUGGGAUCUUCAAGUGACUCAACCAGUUGCAGGAAAUUACUACCCGGUCAACCUGGGAAUAUAUGUAGCAGAUGGGAAAUAUGAACUAUCUGUCCUUGUCGAUCAUGCUGUUGGAGCUUCAAGUAUUCAAGAUGGUCAAAUUGAAAUUAUGCUUCACAGGCGUAUUCUUAAUGACGACAGCAGAGGUGUUGGGGAACCACUUGAUGAAGUUGUAUGUGUGGAUUCAGAGUGCAAUGGACUCGUGGCCAGGGCAACUUACUAUAUCAAUGUCAAUAAGCAAGGGCAUGGAGCUCAUUGGCGCCGAACAUAUGGCCAACAAGUUUAUUCACCAUUUCUUGUUGCCUUUGCACAUGAGGACGAGCAGAGUUGGAAAUCCUACAGCAUUGCAAAAUCAAGCAUGAUAGAAGCAAACUAUAGUCUUCCUGAUAAUGUCGCAAUCAUCACUUUGCAGAAUCUUGAUGAUGGUACCACACUGCUUCGCUUGGCACAUCUUUUUCAGGCUGGUGAGGAUACUCAAUAUUCAGUAAUGGCCAAAGUUGAAUUGAAAAAGGUGUUUGCAAAGAGGACGAUCAAAGAACUGACUGAGACUAGCCUGUCUGCAAACCAAAAGAAGUCAGAGAUGAAAAAGCUCAACUGGAGGGUUGUCGGCGACACCAAAAAUGAUCCUGUCCCGGUGAAGGGUGGCCCUGUUAACAGUCAGACACUCGUUGUUGAGCUUGGACCCAUGGAGAUACGUACAUUCCUGCUAAAAUUCUGAACUGCAGUCUGCAGUAGUUUUAGCCAUGGAGUUUCAUAAAUAGUUACUCAGGGGAUUGUUUUGGGCCUGUUGGCUUUUCUCUCUCUGUCUUGCUGUGAAGAAAAGCAUCUGGAUAGCUACCUCAUUUUAGCUGACACAGAAUAAUGUUGCUGUCCGUAACUGGUACUGAUAACAGAAUAAUAAGUUCUUCCAGCAAAUGGAAUAAUGAAAAA